This is a messenger RNA of Verticillium alfalfae VaMs.102, 675 nucleotides long. RefSeq lists its product as hypothetical. Bases 175 to 582 code for a protein of 135 amino acids. The record is from RefSeq and is a predicted model, not a curated record. The transcript has a single exon. NCBI's taxonomy places the organism in Eukaryota, Fungi, Ascomycota, Sordariomycetes, Glomerellales, Plectosphaerellaceae.
AUCUCUCUGAGGGGGGGAACAUAUCGAAUUGAUUGAUCUCGUCAGUUGCCGUCGGUCAUGGCCUCCCAACAGCGAAACAGACCAGAUGAACCUAGCCCCCUGUCGCAGACCAUGAAGCAGGAUCCCACUUUACGAGGCUUCUUUCAUGUCGGUCUCGACGGCGUCGUUCGAUCAAUGUCUGGUAGCUACACGGUUCUCGAUGCUCGCGGACUCAGUGCUGUGCAAAUUGCCAACAUCAUCGCGCACUUUCCCCUGACAGAGGAAGAGAGGGAUAAAUACCACGGCAUGGAUGGUUCCAACAUCACAAAUCAUGACGAGCUGUACCAUCCGAGGCCGGGGAUCCUGCCGAAGAAACCAACAGAAGCGGAGCGAGACGAGAGGCGUCAGAUCGUCGAGGCAUAUCAAAAGGAGAGGGAAGGAUCAGGAAGUUCAGUGACUUGUAGGCUACCAGAAGCGGAUGGUGUGUCGACUGAGGAUCGCCUGGCCCAGGCACGGACCGAAAUCGAGGAGCGCAAUGCACUGCUGGAGGAGAGGGACCCGACCUUGACUUGUUGCAAGCCAUCACCGUUUGAAAAUAGUUAGACGCCUUAUUUCACAAUCCUCAAGGGUGGCCACUGCGCGACACGGUAUGGUCGCUGCAGCCCGAAUGCCGAAUUCUAAAGUUAGCAGUCCUAU